AUGUCGCCACUAGAACUCACGUCGCUGAGGCAGGUAUCCAAGGCGUUGUACACACAUGCAAACAGUGAGUUCCACUGGCAGCGACACGUGCAGUCGAAUGUACCUGGGAACACGAUUACAAGACCUUACCCAUUUGAGACAUUCCGGGAGCUCUACGCAUGCCACGAUCCAUUCUGGUUUAUUCCCAAGCACAAGAUCUGGUUCUCCGAUCGCGGCCUGGCUGGGGAGCUGAUCGUUGUUCAGUAUGAUCAACGAAGAGGAGUGCUAGAAGGCUAUCAGCUGGUGGCAAUCAGUCCCGGCGAGGCUGGAGAGUUCUGGCAAGCGCAUGGCGACCUGGCCGUAUUCGUCGAUGACUUCGAGCCCGAGGUCAAACUGCAUCGAGACAAGCCAAUUCUAAAGCUCAGUCCCGCUGACCAUCAAUUACGAAGUGAGGUGGGAACUUCAAGCUCUAGCCCGCGACGGAAAUUCUUCCCUGUGCAGCCAAUGUCGCUGGAUAUUGAUACUGACCCUCGCGUCGGUGAAGUGGUUGCCGCAAAGCCUCUCGCCAGCGUGCUCGAGGACAAUAUUCCCAAGACAUUCCCUUAUGGCUACGUUUGGCCACCGCCUACCAUUCCUGCAGGUCAUCGCGUCGGUGCACAAGCCGCAGGGGUCUUACCAAUCUCAAGCCAGCGACUUGAAUUGGCAUCUCCCGGCAAUUGGGCGCCGUCCAAUCGGUCCGAAGCUUCCGAUCAGACGUUUCGUAUCAGGCGAUGGAUGGAAUGGAUACGGUCCGGCUUAGGACUCAAGUUGGGAGAAGAGACUGCGACCUGGUCUACUCUGGAUCCAUACUUAUACACCCCGACCAAGGAGAAGCCGUGGAGGGGUAUAUACGUGGGAGACUACAAUGUACAUGGAUGUGAAUUUCUUCUGGUCCAUCAGCCCGACUCAACAGAGGGUGAAACAGAACCUCUGGAACGGCAGGCAGAGGAGACUGAUGCUGAGUUGGAACAAAGGUUCUUGCACGAGAGGGUAUACACGGGUUCAAUCGAAGCUGUGAAGCUUACAGGAGACAUGAACGUGCCAAGAGGCGAAUACACAUUUAUCGCUCCAGAUCUGGGUGAUGGCGGGCUGGUGUGCAUCGAAGAAGAAUCACCUUUUGCGGGAUGCAGGGUUGUAAGAUCUCGUGGGCACAUUGCCGGCGAUGGCUUCGUCAACGAUACGUAUAUGCCGUCUCAACUUAUCCUGGUAUCGUAUGAUCGUCUCGCACAGUUCUGGAUGGGAUUCCGUCACGUCAGCUAUUAUCAGCGUGUAAAUAUCGACCGCUUUUUGGUUCCUUGA
Messenger RNA from Truncatella angustata, 1317 nucleotides. RefSeq lists its product as uncharacterized. Gene Ontology annotation, molecular function: protein binding. Lineage: Eukaryota; Fungi; Ascomycota; Sordariomycetes; Amphisphaeriales; Sporocadaceae. The transcript has 2 exons. The coding region runs from base 1 to 1317 and encodes 438 amino acids. The record is from RefSeq and is a predicted model, not a curated record.